AAAUCAAAGGUCCCUUGGGCCCAUCAACAGGUCAACAUCAACUUUCCCUCCAAGGACGCUGCAAUGAAAACAGAAGAGCCAACCCCAAGUCUUGGGCAGACCCUGGAGUGGCUGCGAAAGGAGCUGGCUGAGAUGCAAGUUCAAGACCAGAGACUCCUGCUCACACUGAGGCAUCUUCACAGUGUCCUGCAGGAGCUGCGCACUGAAAGUGCCCCCUGGGAGGACGCCAGGUCCAGCGGAGGGACGUCCCCCCGCAGAGCUCGAGCAGGCUCGGAAAGCAGGGGCCGCCCCCCCAUCUCCUCCCAGGGGCUCGCCCAGCUCCUCCAAGGGACAGACAGCAGACGAAGCUCCCUCCCUUAA
Messenger RNA from Neomonachus schauinslandi (Hawaiian monk seal), 360 nucleotides. It is a transcript of the gene C10H20orf202, whose product is annotated as chromosome 10 C20orf202 homolog. Lineage: Eukaryota; Metazoa; Chordata; Mammalia; Carnivora; Phocidae. The record is from RefSeq and is a predicted model, not a curated record. Bases 64 to 360 code for a protein of 98 amino acids. The transcript has 2 exons.